ACGGAGGGAUGGAGAUAGUCUUCUUAUUCACUCUCUUCUGCAUACCAGAUGUGUUAGGUUCGAUGUUUUACGUCAUACCACAACUGAUGUCGCCGUCGGAAGCCGUUAAGGCUUGCAAGGAUAACAACAGCGAGUUGGCCAUUCCGGACACAGAAGACGAGGAGUUGUUAAACAUCCUCAAGGAGAUUGACGAAAAUGGGGCCUGGACAGGACAGUAUGUAAAUGUUGCUCCAUGGGCGUAUGCCAGAGGAUGUUGGAGAGAUUUUGACACAACGACGUCCUUUAAUAUUUCUAACAACAGUGGUUCGGCAUGUUUGCAGUCAUGUGGUCCUGAAUUUGAUACCGCUUUUGUAAAGGGGGAAGAAUGUGUUUGCACACAACAGCCUUACGCGACGAAAACAAACUAUUACUUUUGCCAAAAGGCUUGUGAAGGAGACAGGGGAGCGUGUGGUGGGAUUAACACACACACGCAGUAUACUAGGUGCUUUCUAAACACAUGUCCGGAAGAGUCUGAUCUCAGGCAUAAUUGUGCGUACAUUUACUUGAAUGGGACAUCGAGGACCGCCUUGUGUGAAGAAGAACACAUCCCUAUCUGUUUAACAGGUUCGAAUGGCGAGCUGAUAGCCAAUGUCUCCAGAAAAAUGUCCUGGAUAAAAUCUAAUGAAUUUUGUCGCGAACAAGAUGCUAAUCUUGCCGAUGUAUCGCAAAACCAGGACGUUGAAAAGAGUUUGAAAAGACAAAAUUCCAAUUACUCAUCCUCUACCACUUUCUGGGUGGCAUUAAGUAGAGCGAACACACAAACAAUAUCUAUAGCAGGUAAUACUUCUUUUAACACUUCAUCACGAUGCUCCUACAUCCAAAACAACGAUCACGAUGUCAAAAUGAGAAACUGUUCCGAUAGAGCAUUUGCCGUUUGUAAAGCAAACUUAGAUGACAAAGAUCAAGUUUUUGGUAAUAAGGAGACCAAUCAAGGCUUUGACAAUGGUAAUUCUACCACGGACAGCACUUCUAGCCUUCCGACAGUGAAUCUCUCCAUCGUCAUUCACCAUUACAUUUCCACCACGGUCAGUACUUCUGGUUUCCCAACUGAUGAUCGUUCUACCGUUUACAUCAUACUCGGUACGGUCCUGGCAGUCGCCUUCAUCGGUAUCAUAGUUGGAACAUCAAUUCUUGUGAAGAGAAGAAUGAAAUCAAAACGAACACCACACCAGCAAAGCCAUCCACAUUAUGACUACACAGAAAUGCAGCACGUGCAGUCAACCGACGCAUCAGGACUGAGAGUCGCAGCAAGUAGUGUUACAGAUCCGACCGCAUCAAAUAAUACCAACAGCGAUAAUGAAAUGAGGAUCCAGGAUGAAGGGAACUAUGAUAAACUUGGCGAUGGGUUUACUUCUAAACAAAUUUCAAAUGUAUCAAACUCCUAUGAUAGUGCACGGCCACUUCAAGAAGGAAUUUACAAUGAUCUUCAAGAAGGCAGAGAACGCGACAACGGUGUGAGGGAUUCGUUCUACGCCACUUCACAGUCCUGCUCAACAACGGAGGGUAAUUAUGACUUGUUCCAGAAACGUGACGUCGCAACCGGAGCUGAAUCAGAAUACGACCACGUCGUUCACCCAAAAGACUGAACAGAUUAAAAUAAAGAGUGUUGACGACCCGCUGAAUAGGAUAACUUGAAACAUGGUGUUUUAUAUCAUUAGGUCCUAGACAGUCUUUCAAUAAAGAAAUGUGUAUAUAUAUAUAUAUAUGUGUGUGUGUUUGAAAAGAAGAAAAUCAACACAGCAAAUGUAUUCCGCCAACGUUUUCAGACCUAACGGUCAUCUUCAUUUAUUAUAACGUAUAUAUACAAUGGUUGAUACCGCGAAAACGAGAAACCAUGAAAUAAGAACUGAUAAAGAAAGCUUCACUAAGUCUCAAUUCUUCCUUGUAUAUGACAACCUCUUUAGCUUCAUGUUUUAAAAGUCUCGAAAAUUCGAACCACAAAAAUAUCGUUACUGCACACAACGAUUGAUUAAAAACAUGAUAUUACAA
This is a messenger RNA of Ylistrum balloti, 2028 nucleotides long. RefSeq lists its product as uncharacterized. The transcript has 11 exons. Lineage: Eukaryota; Metazoa; Mollusca; Bivalvia; Pectinida; Pectinidae. Bases 9 to 1625 code for a protein of 538 amino acids. The record is from RefSeq and is a predicted model, not a curated record.